GCAUGACGACUACGAGCUUCUGGAUGAAAGCCCCUAAGAUUUUGCAAACAAGUUCUUUGAAUUCCAGAAUGACUAUCUGUUCAGGUCGUUGUCCGAGGCUGAGAUGCCAGAUUGCCACGCCUUUGUGAAGCGUGCGAGGCUUUUUUUUGAGAAGUACACGGAACUUAAGUUUCGUGAGAACGGUGUCAAACGACGCAAAAAACGUCCGGACGUAGCUCUUUGGGAGGAACUAGUGAAUCUUUCUUUACCUGAAGAGUUUGGCGAUGAAUUGUUGUGCUUCCUGCUGUUCGACUCUAAUUCAGAGCUGAAGACCCGUUUCGGCUGUGGGGGAAUGGAGCUAGGGAGGUGGUUCUCUCGUUGGGGAAAGAAUGUGAAACAUGAAAACGACAAGGACCUCGCCAAGAGAUUGUAUCGCUACGGACGAUCUGCCUCCAAGAAGGCCAUCGGCUCCGACGUCAUUGAUUUAGAGCUACAUCAGAUCGAUUUUGACCUCAUCGGAUCUGACGGUCAGCAUUUCCCUCUGCGAAUGUUACUGUGGGAAGGAGAUUUGUUGCGCGAUGUUUCUUGGUGUGCUAAGGUUCACGAUCGGGAGAACGGGGUCCUGAUUGCAGAUGCCAUCAACAAGAUGAAUCGGGAUGAAUGUCCAGACGAAGACUGGAGUCUCCUUGGGACAAAAGUCCGGUCGAGAGCCGGAAAUGCGAUUGCGCAGCGGUACAAGCCUCAUGGAAACAUCCCCACGCUGCUGAAAGAAAUGUGUUGCUGGAGCAGUUCCGCAGACUACGACUUCGAUGAGGAAAGCCUCUCCGACGGAUCAUUGCAUAUUGAAGAGGAGGACCUGCACGACCCUACCAUGUUUCCUAAGAUCACUCCUGAACAGCUCACAUCCCUGGAAGAUCUCAAAAAAGUUUCUUUGUGUAACCCUAACUCAAUUGUGUACUCGAAUCGUUCCGAGUUUGAACGUUUGAUUCCGGUUGCUGCUAAUUUGGGGCCAGUUCUCCGUGAAUCGUGCUGCACAUCGGAGGGGUUUCAAGGCAUUGCUGACGAGUAUGGGCUUCGACCAUCGUCGCUGAAGCAUGUGAUGGAUUUUCAGUGCAAACACUUCCAGCGUCUUUUCCGCGGCACAAUUUGGCAGCAAUUGCCUGUGGAUUUGAUGCUGCGAAUCGUUGCAUUUCUGCCACAGCGAUACAUACGUCUAACCCCUGCGCAGCGAUGUACUCAUGCAAAAAGUCAGCAAUGCUCUUCGGGACAUCCGUUAAAGUUAGAAUGAUACAGAUAAGAUUGGCUGCCCUGGGUCGGGGCCUGGGAAGCUUUUUGCCAAGCAGGCCUUCAGGCCCUGUUUUCUGGGGUUCCUGCCUCGUCUGUUCUGUCUGCAACCUUAAGCUCUUCGUCCGAGUGGGGUGUCAAACACUUCGCGAGGCUGUUGGGAUUCGAUGGAUAAAUUCAUGGAGAAAGG
This is a messenger RNA of Chara braunii, 1453 nucleotides long. NCBI's taxonomy places the organism in Eukaryota, Viridiplantae, Streptophyta, Charophyceae, Charales, Characeae. The record is from the annotation of a GenBank genome assembly.